UGUUUAAUCAGAAUGGAGGCAUGGUGAUCAGCAGAAAAGGACACAUCAUGAGAGAGUGGACGUGGCCUUCAAAGGGAAAACUUGAAGAUCCAGUUGAAGUUGGGGUGAAUAACUUUAUUACUGUGAAGAUUUCUGGGCGCUUUGCUAUCACUUUGGUCUACAAAUGGCAUCCCAAAAGCCUGAAGCUGUCUCUAGCACCUGUAAAGCACAAAUUUUUGCCUCUAUGUUUAGCUGACAUGGAAUGGAAUCGAUAAACAUUUGCCAAACACCUGAGUUGCCACAAAAAGUGACCAUCAAACAAAAGGUCUCUUUAACAACAGCUCCUCUGAAACAAGAUAUAAAUGAAAGUUCUAAGCAUAAGGAGUAUCUUCAAUGUCAGUAUACCUUCCAACCACUGAAGAAUGUCUUUAAGCUUUCACCUCCUUGUCGAAUUCAGAGGGCCUUAGCUAUCAAUCAGACCUCCCGGUUUUCUCUUCCCAAUGACAGAAAGGAUUCAUGUUUUGGUUCCCUGCUGAUUUGUCCUGUAGUCCUGAGGCAAACACUGUGUGGAAAGGAAGAGGAUACAUGCCGAUGUAGCCCUUACAGCAUUCCUGAAGUGACAGAUCUGGAGUAUGAUAACCUUAUAAACAACCAGCUAGCCUCUACAGAUCAAAUUAUAAUCGUCUAUGUAUUCUCAGCUAAGGAAAAGGACAAGCAUAUCGAAGAAGUAACUAAAGUAUACAGAGAACUAAAUAGAUCCAGAACCAUGCCUUGCAUUCAGAGUCAUUUGGAUCCCUUUCGGUUGCUAAAAUACAACAUCUUGUCAGCAUCUAAAUUUACAGGCAGUGAUUGUCCACUUCUGGUUCAAAGACACAAUAUCACCCCAGGCAUUUUUUUGAUGUACAUUCAGGGAAAAUUAGUAUUUGCCAACUUUAUUUUCAAUGGCUAUAGCACAUCUGCUAAAGACCUUCAAAAACAAAUCGUGAAGACAAAGAAUGAUUAUCGUAUGGGAUAUUUUCUUCCUAAAGACUAUAGGAUUGGGGCUUAAUCUACUUCAUGUCUUGGAAAUGAAGACACACCUCCUUUGAAAACUGAAGAAAUCUUACCAACUACUAUCUGAUUCAAAUACAAAAAUACAUACAAAAUGCUAACUCAAAUGGACUGGUUUUAAUCAGAGCCAAAGAAUUGUGGUAUAGAAUAACUUAAAGGAAGUAUGGAAACAAAAUGGUUAACAUUGUGUUAUAGAAUAAUCAUUCUUCUAUUUGGUAAACAGGUAUCUAACUCAGUAAUUUCACUGGAUUAAAGAGAGUAAUGUAACAGGUGCUGGGUAAUAGAUACCACAAAAAAAUCAUGCACUAAGUAAACUUCUUCAGGUUUUUCUGCUUCAUCUUUUUACUCUUACCUGGUAGACAGUUCUAACAAGUUUAGUCAUCUGGUCUCCAAAACUAAAGCAGAUCAGAAGACACACUAUGAAGGUAGAGAAAGGCUACUACUGUUCGUUACAAACUCACUUAAGCAAUGAUAUAAAUGGAGAAUCAGCACAACUAUCAAAAGCAAAACUAAAACAGGUCUAGCAGAAUGGAGCCAUUUUGGUACAGGAACAAAUAGUUCUUAGAGUUUAAUUAGUUCAUUAGGGCAUAAUAACUAACAUUAAUAGUGUUAAUUUUAAUAUCAAAGGACUAAGCUAUAUAUAUUAAGAAAAUAGCAAAUCUGUAAGUUUUAGACUUCCUUUAGAAGUAAGUACAAAAUAUUUUAAUGUUGGAAGUUUAAGUUCAACAGAAAACGGAUUUCUAAAAAGAGUAAUUUUUCAAAUGGCCAAGUUAGUCAGUUCUUAGUAAUAUUUGCCUUGUUUAGCAAAUUUUAUUACAGAACUAAGCAAACCAAAGAACAUUAAACUGUCCAACAGAUAUCACAAAUCCACAUGCUUUACUGACAGAAAAAGCCCUCAGCUUUGUUUCAGACUACUUACUCUUGGUUUAGACAAUUCUAGCAAGCUUGCAAUCUGGUUUCUCAGUCCAUAGCAGCUUAGAAGCAGCACAUUAAGGACCUACUGCAGGAGGCAGGCACACAAGACAGCAGCAAAAAUGACAGCUGAUUACAGAGAAAAAUAGAGAAACUGUGAAAAAACAGACAUAAUUCAGAAAGCAAAGCAAUGUGAAGUCAUAGAGCAAAGGGGCACAGACACUAUACAUCUGAGCAUCCCUGAGGAGACAUAUAUCACCCAGUGAGAGGAGAUGAUGUUCUUAAAAGGUUAACUAUGUUCUGUAUACC
Molecule: messenger RNA, 2250 nt
Organism: Dipodomys ordii (Ord's kangaroo rat)
Lineage: Eukaryota; Metazoa; Chordata; Mammalia; Rodentia; Heteromyidae
Exons: 7
Coding region: 242-1027 (261 amino acids)
Source: RefSeq, a predicted model, not a curated record